AUGAACACGGAUUCAAAGGAAUGGCUUGAAAAUGCCAUUGAUAAGAAAUGGAUAAAAAUAUUUAAUUAUGAUAUGUUUAGAGAAAUUGAGCAUGUCUCGACGACAAUGCUAAAAGAUGUUAAAAAAGCUCAAGAAAAAUGCGGCAAGAAGGUGAUCCUUGAAUAUUUAAAAGAUGAUGUUUAUGAGAUCGAAGAUAAUUAUUACACGAAUUUUGUCAGAGAGGUGCAGAAUUUAAUUAAGUUAAAUGAUAGUGAAAACAUAAUCAAAUUUUUAGGAAUUAGCAAAGAUCCGUCUCAGAAAUUUUAUUGUAUUGUAUUUCAAUGUGCAUACGGCGAAGAUCUUAGGAUGUAUUUGCAGAAAAAUUCAGCGAAACUAAGUUGGCCUGCCAGAGUAAAAAUAGCAAAGGAGGUUAUUAAUGGCAUGCGUGAUGUUCAUCGUGAAAAUAUUGUUCACUGCAAUUUGAAUCCUAAAAAUAUUCUGAUAUAUAAUGACAGGCCAGUGAUCAAGGGAUUUGAUACCUCUAUAUCACUCGAUGGUCCAAGCAGAUUUUUGGAAACCCGUGAAGAAUGA
This is a messenger RNA of Acaulospora morrowiae, 570 nucleotides long. The record is from the annotation of a GenBank genome assembly. Lineage: Eukaryota; Fungi; Glomeromycota; Glomeromycetes; Diversisporales; Acaulosporaceae.